UCCAAUAAAUACGGAAAUGGCUUCGAGAAGCUAAAAUUUAAUUACAGACAAUAGUUGUUUAAUUUUAAAUAAUGUCUUAAAUUUUUGUGUAUUAAAUAAAUAAAAAAUAUCGCGCCUCGUAAAAUAGAGCCAAUGUUUACAAAAGAGAUUUAAUUGUAUCCUUAAAUGAGUAGGUAAUAAUAUUAGAAUAAUAAUGUUAUUAAAAAACAAAGAGGAUCGAAAAUUAUGUUUUCAUUUUCCAAAGUGAUUUUUACGUAAACAUGGCAAGGGACGGUGAUGUUCCCACGAUUUUCAAUCCAAAACGCGUACGUGCGCCUUCGGUGAUAAUAACCAGUGAAGAAGUGGUAGAAAGCGAAAGAAAUUGCGUUGAUGGAGAUAGAGAAAGGCCAAACGGACCGCCGACGCCGCUCAGCCCUCGUGUUCCAUUGACGCCACAGGCCUCCGUUUGUUCGGCGCCUCCGCUAACAACUCAACCUUCACUACAACAAGCUUACAGCGAGUCAGCCACUAGUAGUCAAGACGAAGAGCGCCAGCUUCGUGAUAAAAAGUGCCCACGUUCGUGUUGCUCCAAAUUUGCUAAAAAAAUCUACUACGGCAUAUGUGUGAUGCUGACGCUAACUACAUCAUGGGUGACAACGACACAUUGUAUCAAACAUUUGUACCUAGAGGAAUAUCCUUAUAGUGGCUAUUUUUCUACUUAUACUACCGAAGCUGCUACAAUCGUACUCCAUAACAAUAGCACAGAUAAAUUACAUAAUAACCUUUAUAAAGCACCAUUCUUCACAGCCUGGUUUUGCACAAACUGGUUGAUAUUUUUCUAUCCUCUGUACAUCAUUGUGAUGCUCAUACAUAAUAAAUGUAAAUCGGCAAAUGAUGUUGUGUUUGAUGCAUUCAGCGAUUUCAAGGAGAAAGGAUUCACUUUUGCAAGAUUUAUUAGCCGCUGCGGACUCUUCUGUCUGUUGUGGGUGGUCACCAUCUACAUGUAUACAUACUCCCUGAAGAUCCUGUUGUCCACUGAUGUAGUUGCACUGUUUGCUACCAAUGUGUCUUGCAUCUAUCUGCUGUCCUGGGUGAUAUUGCAUGAACAGUUUGUCGGUGUCAGGAUCGUAGCCGCGAUACUGUGUGACACCGGUAUCGCUCUACUGGCGUACAUGGACGGCAUCACCGGGAGCUCCACCCUCGGCGGGGUCGUGCUCGCCGCGUGUGCUGCUGCAGGAUUCGCCAUCUUCAAGGUGCUGUUCAGGAAGGUAAUGGGCGAAGUGAACAAUGGUCAACGUGCGUUGUUCUUCUCGAUUCUGGGCAUAGUGAACGCCUCGUUGCUGUGGCCCGUGUGCUUAGCCCUCUACCUCACCGGUACGGAGACCUUACCCUCGCAUCGGAUGCCGUGGAUAUACCUGCUGGUUGCGAGCUUCGCUUUACUCGUUUUCCAUUUGGUAUUCCAGUUCGGAAACAUAAUAACUUACAAUAUAUUCGUUUCGCUCGCACUCAUCACAGCGGUACCUGUCUCGGCGGCGCUCGACGUGGUGCUGUACGGGGUUGAGUUCGAAGGUAUGAAGCUGGCCGGGAUCGUGCUCAUCGUUGUGGGCUUCUUCCUCGUCAUGCUCCCGGACAACUGGCCCGAUUACAUCAUGAGGCUCUUGAGAUGGUCCCGGCGGCGCCAGCGCGGAGGAGGCGGCUCGUCCCGCGGGCGCGACGCCACCGACUACCGCACCGGGUACAUCCGCUCGCACCUGCGCUCGCCGUCCGGCCGCGUGCGGUGACCGCCCUGCCGCCCCCCGCCCCCGCCCCCGCCCCCGCCCCCGCCCCCGCCCCCGCACCUACCGUCCACGACAGACGUGCGCUUAGAAGGUAGUAGUCGCUAACCAAGAUAGUUCAACUCGGGGCGUAUGAUCUUUUUAAUAUGUUUAGUAUAAUCGACGCUUGAAAGGCAAACGUGACUAAUCGACAAUAACUGUUUUGCACAUAAAUGAUAGGCAAUAACCAUAUUCUAUGC
Bombyx mandarina (wild silkworm) is the source of this 1993-nucleotide messenger RNA. RefSeq names its product solute carrier family 35 member F3. The record is from RefSeq and is a predicted model, not a curated record. Lineage: Eukaryota; Metazoa; Arthropoda; Insecta; Lepidoptera; Bombycidae.